AUGGGAAUACCAUAUAGCAAGCAAAUCAAUGCCGCUUUCGACCAAGGCGACAUCGCAGUAACGCCUCUCGUGGCAGAAGGUUUCGAAGUCCUCCAAACGACACGCAACAUCACCUUCCUCCUCGCUGAAAUCCAAGUCUUGACUGUUGUCCUUCUUUUCCUAAUUCUCAUCGCUCUGGCUAUGCUGCUCGUGACGUGUAAUCCUGAUUUGGAUCGCGAAAGACAAGCGCUAGUCACGCCUGUAAUGAGAUGGUCGGCAAGCUGGAUUAUG
Pseudocercospora fijiensis CIRAD86 is the source of this 270-nucleotide messenger RNA. RefSeq lists its product as uncharacterized. NCBI's taxonomy places the organism in Eukaryota, Fungi, Ascomycota, Dothideomycetes, Mycosphaerellales, Mycosphaerellaceae. The record is from RefSeq and is a predicted model, not a curated record. The annotation marks the transcript as partial. The transcript has 2 exons.